This is a messenger RNA of Zingiber officinale, 1397 nucleotides long. RefSeq lists its product as uncharacterized. The transcript is spliced from 3 exons. The record is from RefSeq and is a predicted model, not a curated record. Lineage: Eukaryota; Viridiplantae; Streptophyta; Magnoliopsida; Zingiberales; Zingiberaceae. Bases 441 to 1343 code for a protein of 300 amino acids.
UGCAGUGAGAGGUCAGUUGAAAAAUAGACUGAACCGAUCGAUUGAGAAUCAAAGGGUUAUUCGAUUCACUCGUCUAGUCAUUUUCAAUUAAUUUGGUUAGGUUCAACAGCCCUGCUGAAUGUACUGUUUCCAAUGCCAAAUUGAGAAGUCCAUAAACAGUGCUUCCUUGCUUUUAGGAUCGAUUCCAGUUCUUCCAACUUUUUCCGUUGAUCGUCUCGAAUUGGAUGAUUCCGGACCUCCGUUGCAAUAAUAAUAAGCAUUUGAGUUGAGAAAGAGGAAGAUUGCCGCAAUUGAUCGAUGCGAUUAAUUGGAUUAAAUUCUAUCAGACAAAACAGGAAACAGAACAUGAAUCGAUCGACUACGCAAUCCUAAUGUUCUGACGGGUUCAAAUCAAUGAAAAGUAAUUUAUCGAGAUCUCUGACGGAGAAAUCGAAUCGCAGAUGGAUCAGGAUCCUGGCGCCAACGAUGAUCCGGCCACAUGCAGCAGCAGCAGCGCCAAGGGCCCGCAGUGCUCGGUGAUCUCGACGUACAGGGCCAAGAUCGGCGGCGCGCUCCGUGCCGUGACGGUGGUGUGGAGCAAGAACAUGAUGCACCACUCGCUUUCGGUGUCGAUCGACGGCAGCCUCGGCGCGGCGACGUGCAAGGUGGAGCUGAAGCCGUGGCCCUUCUGGAGCAAGAAGGGAUCCAAGUCCUUCGACGUCGACGGAAGCCACGUCGACGUGUCGUGGAACUUCCGGCUGGCCAAGUUCGGCGAUGGUCCGGAGCCCUACGAAGGAUAUUUCGUCGCCGUUGUCUCCGGCGACGAGGUGGCGCUGUUGCUUGGCGACAGGAAGAAAAAGGCUUACAAGAAAACCAGGUCGCGGCCGUCGUUGGAGGAGGCGACGCCGGUGUCGAAGAAGGAGACGGUCUUGGGAAAGCGGAGCUUCGCUGCUCGGGCAACGUUCGACAGCCAGCGCAGCAAGGAGCACGACAUCGUGGUGGAGCACUCCAUCUCCGACCAGACCAAGGACCGCGACGGCACCGAGCUGUGGAUCACCGUCGACGGCGCCGUCCGCUUACACGUCGCCAACCUCCAGUGGAAGUUCCGGGGCAACGAGGUCGUGUGGAUCGACCAGCUCCCGGUCCAGGUGAUCUGGGACGCCCACGACUGGCUUUUCAAGUCCCACGCCCUCACCCACGCCCUCUUCUUGUUCAAGCCCGGCCUGCCAGAGCCCGUCGCCGAGCCGCCGGAGGACGGAGAACCCGAAGACGCCGCUACCUCGGUUAGCAACAACGAUGUUGGUGCUGCUCGUGGAUCUUCUUCGGAGUUUUGCUUCUUCCUCCACGCUUGGAAGAUGGAUUGAUUAAUUGGGUUAAUAAUUAAUUAAUUAACUAAUUACACUGAGGACGUAGCUCUG